AUGGACCAAAUCUCAGAUUCACAUUACAAGUCUUCCGCGAGCAUAGAAGCCGAUGAGAAAACCAACUCAGCAUGGAUACAAGCCCUUUCUAUCGAGAGAGGUGGUAUUGAGCGUGUUACGCCGGAUCAACGACAGGAAAAUGUCACCCAUUUCUGGAAUGCCUGCACGUUCUGGCUGAGUGCGAACAUGGCCGUGGCCACGCUUACCACUGGAGCCCUUGGAGGACCUAUGGGUCUGAAGUUCUGGGAUAGCUUCAUCGUCAUUCUCGUGGUUAACCUCGUCAGCGACCUUCUCCCAGCAUGGACGGCGGCAUUCGGACUCACGGGGCUCCGCAUGACGACUUUCUCGCGAUAUUCAUUUGGCUACUGGGGCAAUCUCCUUGUGGUGGUCUUUUCCAUGGUCGCCACCACAGGCUGGAACGCAAUCAACUCCAUCUCUGGCGCUGCCGUGCUCAACGCCCUCUCCGACGGACGCUGUCCCACCUGGGCUGGAGUAAUCAUUAUCUGCACAGUUGUCUGGAUAUUCUGCGUCUUAGGAAUCAACUGGAUCCACAAAAUCGACACCUUCAUCUGGAUCCCACCGCUGAUCGUCUGGUGCGUAACGGCCGGCACAGGCGCCUCGCAUUUCAGCAGCGCAGAGCCCAAGGAAUUCAAAAGCAGCGAGGAUAGGGCCGCCGCCAUAUUAUCAUUCAUGGCUAUUAUCUUCUCCUUCUCCGUCUCAUGGGUCAACUGUGCCGCGGAUUACAACGUUCGUAUGCCGAUUAACACGUCCCGGGCGAGGAUAUUCGGCGCCACAUACGUUGGGAUCUUCAUUCCAUCGGUGCUGGUCCAAACUCUCGGCGCUGCGUUAUUCAGCGCCACCGUACAUAACCCGGAAUGGAAAGCCGCAUAUGCAAGUGCAGGCGUAGGUGGACUCCUGAAAAUGGCCCUCGAGCCUGCUGGUGGAUUUGGGAAGUUCCUCAUGGUUCUUGCAGCGUUGAGUUCAAUCCCGAAUAAUAUCCCAAACAACUAUUCCUUCGCCCUACACGCUCAGAACUUCGGUCCUUGGGCCCUCCGCGUCCCCCGUAUCGCCCUAGUCACCUUCGGUUUCGUCGUCUCCCUGGUUGUAGGCUGUUGUGCAGCCCAGUAUUUCAAGGACACACUGCAGACCUUCUUAAGCGUUAUCGGCUACUGGACUGUCAUUCACAUCGUCAUCGUCGCAGAGGAACACCUCGUCUUCCGUCGCGGGUGGCAAGGCUACGACCUGGACGCCUGGGACGAUCCUGCGAAGAUGCACUUCGGGUGGUCAGCUAUUGGAGCCUUUGCGGCCGGGUUCGUGGGCGCUGCGCUUGGGAUGAAGGUGGCGUGGUAUGUCGGGCCCAUUGCUGGACUGAUUGGGUCAGGGGCGAACGUGGGCCAUGAACUGACGGGGGCAUUUUCGGGGAUAGCGUUUUUGGGGCUGAGAUGGGCCGAGAGACGGGUUUGUGGGAUGUGA
Aspergillus bombycis is the source of this 1473-nucleotide messenger RNA. Its product is annotated as purine-cytosine permease family protein. Gene Ontology annotation, molecular function: transmembrane transporter activity. NCBI's taxonomy places the organism in Eukaryota, Fungi, Ascomycota, Eurotiomycetes, Eurotiales, Aspergillaceae. Gene Ontology annotation, cellular component: plasma membrane. The record is from RefSeq and is a predicted model, not a curated record. The coding region runs from base 1 to 1473 and encodes 490 amino acids. Gene Ontology annotation, biological process: transmembrane transport. The transcript is spliced from 4 exons.